Molecule: messenger RNA, 1511 nt
Organism: Triticum aestivum (bread wheat)
Lineage: Eukaryota; Viridiplantae; Streptophyta; Magnoliopsida; Poales; Poaceae
Product: 2-oxoglutarate-dependent dioxygenase 33
Exons: 5
Coding region: 104-580 (158 amino acids)
Source: RefSeq, a predicted model, not a curated record
GCCAUUGCCACUGCCUACUUAACACAAGAGUUUCAAGAGCCAUUCCAUUCCACUCUCUCCUCGCCGCCUGCCGCCGCCGGCCAGCACCACCGGCAGCGUCAGCAUGGGUUCCGACUUCAAGGCCAUCCCGCUCGUCGACAUCAGCGCGCUCGUGGAGAAGGUCGACGAUCCGGGCAUGGCCGGCGACGGGGACCUGCUGGACGUCGUCCGCGAGCUCGACCGCGCCUGCAAGGACGCCGGCUUCUUCUACGUGAAAGGCCACGGGAUAGCGGAGCCGUUGAUGGCAGAAGUGAGGGACGUCACGCGCAGCUUCUUCCAGCUCCCGCUCGAGGAGAAACGCAAGAUCAGGCUCACACCUCGGACUGGAUACAGAGGGUACCAGAGAGUGGGCGAGAACAUCACCAACGGCAAGCUUGAUAAGCAUGAAGCGAUCGAUUGCUACGCGCAUAUCGAACCGGGCAAGUAUGGAGAUCUCGGCAAGCAUUUGGAAGGAGAUAAUUUGUGGUAUGUUUCCCAAUCCCAUCUCUAUAAGAUGUAUUUUCAUGUGAAACAACAUGUUUUCACUGAAAUUAUAUGGUAAAAGUAUCAUUUCGGAGAUGGAAGCGUGUCCUAAACGCCUACAUUUGUAUGGAUCGGAGGAAGUAGUAGUUUUGUCGCUCAUCUCUACCUUCACUUCGUUCCUUCCUUCGCUCAAGGCGAUCGCUCCUCUCCUUCCGGUGUCCGUCCCGAUCGCUAGCCAAAGGUUUCGGGAGUAUGACCAGGAGGGCUGCAGCCGCCCCAUCUAGGCCGUCGACAGUCGCGAGCUGCCCAGAUCCGGUCAUGGCAGGCCGGGGGAUGUCAGCGUGGGCUGAUUCCUUCCCAGAUCCAAUCAUGGAUGUGAGGCAUGCCUUCCCCCUGACCCUGUCAAGGGUUGGCCGGGUCACCGUUGCGGGCCAGUCUACGCUCAGAUCCGGCAAGGGGUCGUGCCAGAAGCGCCGUGACUGCCUCGCUGUGUGGGUCUUGCGGUGGCCAUUCAGGCUUAUGGCGGCGGCCUCGAUGCGGAUUGCGGAUUGUGGCAGUCACCAAAAGAUCUUUGUGAGAGUUUCUUCAUACAGAUCCGGUGGUUGACUUGGGAGAUGAGAUGCAAACUAUUGAUGAUGGCUUGAUGCAGAGGAAUGGUUGUGCAACGGCAGCGGCACAUGUCACCGCUGGGAUUGCGGAAAAGUGGUGGCGACAACACAAGCAAGAUUGAUGGUGGUGCUACUUGAGCACCUGGUCUCGAGCUUCCGGGUGAAAGCCUAAGGUCUGACCCGAGUUGGUUAUACCCGGCAAUGAUGAUGUUUUUACAUCGCUACCUUGUUGAAGGCAUUGUUUGGAUAUGCUCGGACUGGUUUUUCGGGGUGAAAAUUUAGAUUCUGCCUUAGGUGGUUGGAUCCGGUAACGGCGAUGGUUGAGCGUCGCUUCCUUCUUGAAGGCGUUGCUGAAGGAAAUAUGCCCUAGAGGCAAUAAUAAAGUUAUUAUUUAUUUCCUUA